Cydia amplana is the source of this 2259-nucleotide messenger RNA. RefSeq names its product calcium-binding mitochondrial carrier protein Aralar1 (gene aralar1). Gene Ontology annotation, molecular function: L-aspartate transmembrane transporter activity; calcium ion binding; L-glutamate transmembrane transporter activity. The transcript has 14 exons. The coding region runs from base 196 to 2247 and encodes 683 amino acids. Lineage: Eukaryota; Metazoa; Arthropoda; Insecta; Lepidoptera; Tortricidae. Gene Ontology annotation, biological process: aspartate transmembrane transport; malate-aspartate shuttle; L-glutamate transmembrane transport. The record is from RefSeq and is a predicted model, not a curated record.
AAAAUAGUCGUUUUACAGCAAAGCCGGGCGAUAGACGAUCAUGAGCACUGUGCGUGGAUAACUUAAAAUAGAUUUGCCGUAUUUUUAACGUGACGUGUGACGUCUUAUCAGGGCAAACGAACUUGGUAGUUUCAGGUUUAGACAUUACAGUUUUUUUCUUUGCCCAAAUUUCUUAUAGUGACAAAAAACAGUGUAAUGUUUAAAACGUUGUUCGACUCUUUGAUAACUCAAGCCAGCUGUCAAGAGGGGGCUGGUUACCUAAAAAGGGCCGACACAGACCGCCUUCAUGAGAUAUUUCUGAAGUUCGCCACAGUAGAGAAGAAUGGAGAACACUUCAUCACCAGUGAAGAUUUUGUCAGGAAGUUCCUUGGGUUGUUUGACGAAAAUGACUUCAAUAAAGAUUCAGUUGAACUCAUCGCCGGAAUCGUGGACAUGGACAAGAACGGGCUCAUAUCGUUCCCGGAAUUCCAGGCCUUCGAGGGGCUCCUCUGCGUGCCCGACGCGCUGUAUAAGACCGCCUUCCAGCUCUUCGAUACUAACGGCAACGGACUUGUCGCUUUUGACGAGUUCGCGGAGGUCAUGCAAAAGACGGUCCUGAACAAGAAGCUACCCUUCAACAUGGAAAGCACCUUCGUCCGUCUCUACUUCGGCAAGGACAAGAAACGGCUGGUCACCUACCCCGAGUUCAGCCAGUUCCUCCACGACUUCCACGAGGAGUACGGAGUGGAGGCUUUCAAGAAGUGCGACAAGGAUGGAAGCGGGUUCAUCAGUGCGGGGGACUUUAAGGAUAUCAUGCUGUCUGUUAAGAGUCAUUUGCUGACAAAGGAGAUCAAAAAUAAAGUUAUUAAUGCGACUGGCUUCCCGCAAGGCUCAAGAAAAAUCAGCUUCCCCUACUACAUGGCAUUCACCUCUCUGCUAAAUAAUAUGGAACUUAUCAAGCGCGUGUAUCUAAAUGCUACCAACGGCCAUCGCUCACAAGAGGUGACCAAGGAAGAGUUCCUACACUCCGCUCAGAUGAUGAGUCAGAUCACGCCGCUAGAGGUCGACAUAUUAUUCUUUUUGUGUGACACCAUCAACAAUACCAAUGGCCGAAUCGUGUACAACGAUCUAAACUUGAUAACCCCCGAGCAAUACUUCAAACAAGUGACCCGACGAGUCGCCGAAAUAAAAGCCGUGUCCAGUCCUGCAGACAGAAGCUUCUUCAUACAAGUGUUGGAACAGACGUACCGUUUCACGCUGGGUUCUAUCGCCGGUGCCGUGGGCGCAUCAGCCGUAUACCCCAUCGACUUAGUAAAAACCCGUAUGCAGAACCAACGUACAGGCUCCUUCAUCGGCGAAGUGGCCUACCGCAACUCCUUUGACUGCUUCAAGAAGGUCAUUCGGCAUGAGGGCUUAUUCGGCCUUUAUAGAGGUCUCGUGCCCCAACUAAUCGGUGUGGCGCCUGAGAAGGCCAUUAAGCUGACGGUAAACGACUUGGUUCGUGAUAAGCUAAUGGACAAGAAUGGAAAUCUUAGCCUUUACGCUGAAAUCUUUGCUGGUGCUUGCGCUGGCGGUUCCCAAGUAAUAUUCACAAAUCCCCUCGAGAUCGUGAAGAUCCGUCUUCAAGUGGCCGGUGAGAUUGCGGGCGCACAAAAAGUCCGGGCCUGGGCCGUGGUCAAAGAGCUGGGGCUAUUUGGCCUAUAUAAAGGCGCUAGGGCUUGUCUGCUUAGAGAUAUGCCGUUCAGUGCGAUAUACUUCCCCGCUUAUGCUCAUGUUAAGGCGAAAUUCGCUGAUGAGAACGGCUACAACCACCCCCUCACCCUCCUCGCGGCCGGCGCCAUCGCCGGCGUACCCGCCGCCUCGCUCGUCACGCCCGCUGACGUCAUCAAGACGAGGCUGCAAGUAGUGGCCAGGACGGGACAGACCACCUACACUGGAGUGUUGGAUGCCACAAGGAAGAUAUAUGCUGAGGAAGGAUUCAGGGCUUUCUGGAAGGGAUCUGUUGCCCGUGUGUUCCGGUCAUCGCCACAGUUCGGUGUGACGCUCGUCACGUAUGAAAUCCUACAGCGUCUCUUCUACGUAGACUUUGGAGGAUCCCGACCAACGGGCUCCGAGCUAACCGUGUCCACGCCCAUCGAAGAAACCGUUAAGAAGCCACACCACAUCGGCGGGUACCAGGUCGCGAUACCAGUCCUUACCGGUCUAGAGACCAAGUUCGGUAUCUCGUUGCCGAGGUUCUCCUUCCAGAAAAAUGCUCCCGCGCAGUAAGCUAGCUAAUGU